Molecule: messenger RNA, 453 nt
Organism: Talaromyces atroroseus
Lineage: Eukaryota; Fungi; Ascomycota; Eurotiomycetes; Eurotiales; Trichocomaceae
Product: 60S ribosomal protein L28
Exons: 3
Coding region: 1-453 (150 amino acids)
Biological process (GO): translation
Cellular component (GO): ribosome; cytosolic large ribosomal subunit
Molecular function (GO): structural constituent of ribosome
Source: RefSeq, a predicted model, not a curated record
AUGCCUACCCAUCUGUCAAAGACCAGAAAACACCGCGGUCAUGUCUCCGCCGGUCACGGUCGUAUAGGAAAGCACCGAAAGCACCCCGGUGGUCGUGGUAUGGCCGGUGGUCAGCACCAUCAUCGUACCAAUAUUGACAAAUACCAUCCUGGUUACUUUGGUAAGGUUGGUAUGCGCCAUUUCCACCUUCAGCGCAACCACGAAUGGAAGCCUGCUGUCAACCUGGACAAGCUCUGGACCCUAGUUCCACAAGGAACUCGAGACAAGUACCUUGCCGAGGGUGCUCCUCAAGACACAGCGCCCGUUAUCGACCUUCUUGCCCUUGGGUACGCCAAAAUUCUUGGCAAGGGCCGUCUACCUAACGUGCCCGUCGUUGUCAAGGCUCGAUACGUCAGCAAGGAGGCAGAACGCAAGAUCACUGAAGUCGGCGGUCGCAUCGUUCUUGUUGCCUGA